This is a messenger RNA of Lichtheimia ornata, 711 nucleotides long. RefSeq lists its product as uncharacterized. The record is from RefSeq and is a predicted model, not a curated record. The transcript has a single exon. The coding region runs from base 1 to 711 and encodes 236 amino acids. NCBI's taxonomy places the organism in Eukaryota, Fungi, Mucoromycota, Mucoromycetes, Mucorales, Lichtheimiaceae.
AUGACUUUAUCUCUCGAUUUUAGGUGCAGUGAUCUUGCCAAGAGGGUUACUGCACUCCUAAAAGAAUCAAAGCAAAACUACUUUAUGGCUGAAGAAGUCUUUCACGAGCUCAUGGAUGCGAUGGGAUUGAGCGACCCUAUGGGCAAAAGACCAUGUCUUAUUAAACAGCCUUCCAGCAAUGUUGUUGCUGCUUCAACAUCCACGGGAGGAGAAGAAGAGACGACGCCACCACCAUCGCCAUACCACGAGGAGGGCACGUUACCACGAUACAGUUGUACGCCGUAUCGUGAGGUUGCCGUUAAUUCUUUUCAGCGUGCGAUUUGCAGUCUUGUUCGACAUGCACCAAACCAUCAUCUCGCCUUGAAGUACUUGUGUUUUUAUCUUGAGCAAAUCGAUCCACCAUUGCGAACCGAAAGAAUCGAAACUACCAUGCUUAUCAACAUCAUUCAUGUUUUUGCCCAAGAAAGGUACUCGAUCGAUAUGGCAUACCGGGCAUUGGAUUACAUCAACAUCGGCUUGGAACGCGACAUUUUGCAUUUUUCAAAGUAUCACCAAAAUUGCAAUCCAAGGAACGCCAAGUUUCAAGACCCAGCAUCUGUGUUCUAUUCGGUGUCUCGACCAGUCCUCAUACGCCUUAAACUUGAGUUUUCAGAUGACUAUCGCUCCGUCCAGCCAAAUACCACGGGUCGCUUUUUAAGACACUAUCGCUAG